Messenger RNA from Nerophis ophidion (straightnose pipefish), 1289 nucleotides. Its product is annotated as aerolysin-like protein. Lineage: Eukaryota; Metazoa; Chordata; Actinopteri; Syngnathiformes; Syngnathidae. Bases 128 to 1081 code for a protein of 317 amino acids. The transcript is spliced from 3 exons. The record is from RefSeq and is a predicted model, not a curated record.
UUCUAGAAACAGGUGAGUCCUUCACCCGGCAAGCCACAUCUAGAGAAGAAUCUCCACAUUACAGAACCUAAGCUGUCACUGCUUUCUGGGUUUGUGUGUUUCUGGGGUAUCAGGAAGGUCAAUAAACAUGGCGACUACACUUCAUCUUAUUGGUGGAAAUGGAGGAAGUUUCUUUUCUUUGACCGGUCGUGAAAACGGUGCCACUCUCAAGAAGAUUGGUGUGGCAGUGGGUGGCUGGCAGAUCAAAGCCGUGCGGGUUGAACUGACCGACGGGCGUGUGGAGACCUUUGGAAAAUCCCACACUUUCAGUGAGUUCACGUUCAAACUUGGCGAGCGCAUCACCAAGCUGUCCCUGUGGGGGAACGGCGCCGGGUCUCGUCUGGGUGGCAUCAGGUUCUGGACGAGUUCUGGACGCGAGUUCUUUGCACACAUGAACGACUGGCCCCUGAAGACCGAGUACUCUAUCGACGUGGGGUCAGGAGUCUGCCUGGGGGUGCAGGGGAAGGCUGGCUCAGACAUCGACCACAUGGGGUUCCUCUUCAUCAAUGCCAUCAAGUCGUCUGUGCUAACCGACAUGACCUAUCCCAGCCUGGCCAUGUACACUCCUCAGGUCAACAAAGAAUACAUCAAAUCGGUGUCUUACCACAACGACACUAGUGCGGUUCAGGAGCAGAAAUGUUCGUACAGCAGAUCUGUGACCAAGUCUAACACCUGGAGCACCACCACGAAGAUUGAGUCCACCGUCAGCAUGACCGUUUCAGCUGGGAUCCCAGAUCUGGUGGAGGUGUCUAGUGGGUUCAGCCUGACCGUGGGAGCUGAGCAGUCCUCCGCAAUGACCCACGAGGAGACCAUAACAGAAUCUGAUGAGAUCAACGUGAAGGUCCCGGCAGGAAAGACCGUGAGCGUGGAGUUGUCAGUGGGACGAGCAGUCAUCGACCUGGAGUACAGGGCCAAAGUGAAAAUCACAUGCCUGAACGGCAGCGAGCUGGUCUUCGAUUCCACUGGCAACUACAAUGGUGUGGCUUACACUGCAGUGAAUGUAAAAACCACUGAGUCUGAUAAAGUUAUGAAUGUUGAAUAAGAUCAAAGUUUCAAUAUUCAUUGCGUGACAUUAAUUUGAUAGCUAAUGCAGAGUCAUGUGGUCUUGCUAAAUAAAUCACAUUGUUUAACCUUUUAAUCUUACCGUGCCCUAUUUUAAUAAUCAUUGCAUAACAUUGUAUGCCAAUGCGGAGUCAUGUGAACUUGCUAAAUAAAUCAUUGUCACAAAUAAAUAAAGCAUCAUAAACCUG